Molecule: messenger RNA, 1392 nt
Organism: Hippoglossus stenolepis (Pacific halibut)
Lineage: Eukaryota; Metazoa; Chordata; Actinopteri; Pleuronectiformes; Pleuronectidae
Product: complement factor H-like
Exons: 7
Coding region: 135-1166 (343 amino acids)
Source: RefSeq, a predicted model, not a curated record
UUUAUAUUUGGAGGCAGGAUCAGACUUGUGUAAAUCAUUGAGCAGCCUCUUUUUGCACAGUUCCUUCUGUGUAUUAUAGUGUUGCAGUCUCCAGUUUCUUCUUCUGUUUGGCAGUUCAGGGUAAUGAGGAUAAAAUGCACGUAAUAACCAGAAGCUGUGUCCUAUUUUUCUGGAUGCACACGCUGACCUUCGUCAAAAGUCAAGAACCUCUCCCAGAUUGUACACUUCAAGAUUUUUUAAAUGGGCCCUUGUUUGAUUCCAAUUUCGACACAACUGGUCUGGAGGCCAGUUACGUCGGCGGGAGACAAAUAAGCGUGAGCUGCAGUACUGGUUACAGUAGUUUUUUCCAACUGCUCUGUAUCGAGGGUAAAUGGCAGUCGAGAGGCACGAAAUGUAAACCCCAACAGUGCCCAGUGAUCCAUGUGAGCAACAACGUGCAGGUGAUCGGGGACCCGGAGGAAGCAAACGUUGGCAACGUUGUUCGAUUCAGCUGCAAGUCCAGCUCGGAGAUCCUGAGUGGGUCACAAGAGAUCUACUGUAAUGAAAACGGAGAGUGGAGCGGAGAAGCUCCGACAUGUAAAGCGAUAAAUUGUCCGGUACCUGUGAUUGAAAAUGGCAGAGUGCGUGGAGACAUCCAAGAGUACAAGGAAGAUGACUUAUUGCAUUUCCAGUGCAAUCCUGGAUUCCAGCCCACUGAAGACAGACCCUCAAAAUGCACAAAACUCGGGUUAAGAGCCGAGUGGAGCCCCACUCCUGCAUGUGAACCAAACGCAGCGAUAACAUGCCACCUGCAACUGCCGUCACUCCAUGGAACCGAGUAUCACCCUUCUGACAAAAACGUGUUUUCACCUGGGGACAGAGUCACAGUGACAUGUGGACAGAGACACUGGAUUUCUGACCCCCUGCGAACAUCAGCAGUGGUCUCAUGCCAAAAUGAUGGACAGUGGUCUCUCAGACCCAUAUGCCAAGAGGUUACAUGCAGCAAUCGACGAGAUCCGCUCGUGGAUAGGUGGUACGACAACUGGAGACAACAGAAUAAAUUGGGGGAUGAGGUUGGAUAUCGGUGCACAACAGGCUACAAGAGAACGGGUGGUGCCACCAGGGCCACGUGCACCAGAGCGGGCUGGACACCAGAUCCAUUGUGUGAAGCUGUUCCAGACCAGUGAUCCUGAUUUUCAACGUCGUUCAAAGUGAAAAGAAUAAUUCAUUAAAAUCUGUUGUUUGAUCAGAUUAAGGAGAAAGAAAACCACGUUUUGUUUUUCAUACCAACGUCAUGAGAUCCUGCUACAUGCAACCGCUGGAGUGUCCAUGUGUCCCACUGGGAAUGUGCCAUAAUGUGAUCUGAUGUCGUGAAGCUUGUGUUGAAUAAAAGAGGUGAAUUUUAAGAUUUAA